Molecule: messenger RNA, 1432 nt
Organism: Physella acuta
Lineage: Eukaryota; Metazoa; Mollusca; Gastropoda; Physidae
Product: alpha-ketoglutarate-dependent dioxygenase alkB homolog 4
Biological process (GO): demethylation
Molecular function (GO): demethylase activity; oxidoreductase activity
Source: RefSeq, a predicted model, not a curated record
ACUUACAGAUGGCCGCUUUUUAUGUAGCAAAUCCUGCUCGCAAACACUGCUGCUAAAAGUUCAUUUCUUGCCUAUAUUGAUAUUUUUAGCCAUUGAUUUAGGUCAAUGAUGGACAGUAAUAUUGUUUCACAGACAACACAGAUUAAAGGUCCAAAACCCCGUGAAUGUGGAUGUAAAGGAAUAAGGUCUUGUCGUCUUUGUGAAUUGUCAGAUGAUGAUCGAUUUGAGAAUUCCUUUUCAACCAAUAAGAAUAAUACUAGAAAAACAUAUCAAUACUGCCGUCACUGUAAAAGAGCAUGGCAAGCUGGAAGCAAUUCUCAGCAAGGUGUCAGUCACAAAAUAUCAAAUGACACAAAAGAAGAAAGUUUCUCAGGGGCUGAAAUGGAAACUGUGACAAAGAAUGCAACAAAUACAGAGGCUCACAACAGUGUGUUUCUCACACAAAACCCACAUAUAGAAAAUAAAUCAGUGACUGAGCUUUGCUCACAUAACUCAUCUUUGUCAGUGAUUGAUUUUCAUGGGAUUACAAUAAUAGAAGAUUUUAUUUCUGAAGAGGAGGAACAAUACUUAGACAAAAUCAUUGGUGAAACAGCUUUUACAAAAUCGCAAUCUGGAAGAAGAAAGCAGGAUUUUGGGCCAAAAGUCAAUUUCAAGAGACAGAAAGUUAAAGUUGCCAGUUUUAGUGGCCUACCAGCAUACAGCAGUUUUCUGUAUGAGCGUAUAAAAACAUUGCCCAGCCUCAACAAUUUUAAGCCAGUGGAACUGUGCAACUUGGAGUACAGCAACGAGAGAGGGGCCCACAUUGACCCACACUUUGAUGACUCUUGGCUGUGGGGGGAGCGCCUGGUCACAUUAAACCUUAUGUCUGAUUCAACUUUGACCUUUACCAUAGACUCAGAACCUCAGACAGAGGUGCGUGUUCCACUUUUGAGGAGGUCGCUGAUCAUUGUAGCUGCAGAUGCCAGAUAUAAAUGGAAGCACUCCAUAAAAGAAGCUGACAUACUUGAUAAAAGAAUAGCCAUGACCUUCAGGGAGCUUUCCGAGGAAUUUAGUCCUGGGGGCCAGAGGGAAAAAGAAGGGGAUGACCUUCUUAAGCUUGCCCUCACAUUUCAAGGUUGUGCCAUUGUGCAUUGAAACUGUAUGUUUUAAAAUCAAAAUAUUCCUUAAAAGGCUAAUUGCCAAUUUGGUUGGUUAGUGGAUUAACUGUGUAAACUACAUUCUUACAUAAAAACAAUUUACUACAUAUCUGCUUAUGUGCCAUCACUUUACAUAUUCUGUGAUUCUGGUAUGUUAAUUUGAUUAAAUUAAUGUAAUAUAAAAUCCAAACAAUGUAUUUGUUGUAUGUAAACUGUUACUCUAUAUAUAUAAAAUCUCUAAUACUUUUAAAAUUUACUUUAAGAAUGUUUUUCUAAAAAGCUGUAUAGUAGAUUAU